GUGGUGAGGUUUGGAACCACCACCCGGUUGUGCACUUUUCACCAUGGUUGAGACCCGCAGUGGGAAGGACACUAGCCCCUACACCAAGGAGCAGCAAGAGAAGAUGGUCGCCUUAGUUAAGGAGAAUAGGGAGAGAAAAGAGCGCGAGAAGCAAGUAAAGUUAAAAGCUAUCGCAGAUGAGCAGGCGGCGAAGAUGAAGGAAUUGGAGGAGGAGAUGGAAAAAAAGAAGAAGGUUGCUGAAGAAGAAGCGGCAGCAGAAGAAGAAAAAGAGAGAAUGAGAAUUGAGAGUGGAGAAGGGAGCAGUGGUGGCAUGAUGAAGAGAGAUAYAGACGUUGAGAUUGAGAGGAAGAUAAGUGAGUGGGUCGCUAAUUUAUCGUUGGGAGAAGACGAGGAUGCAGAGUCUUAUGUGACUGAGGAUGAGAGGGCUGCGAUAGCCAGUGAGCUAGCAACAAUGACAGACCCUAUGGAACGACGAGAAAGGGAGGAGGAGCAGAAGUUGGCGUGGAAGUUAAGGAUGAAGAGGGAGAAGAAGAGGAGGAGAGAGGAAGUGAGCAAAAUGGCCGCGGAGGUGGCAAAGGUGCAGGAAUGUAGGAAGGAAGUGAUGGCCCAGCCAGACGACAAGGCUAAGGAGUUUGCGUGCGAGAUCGUCACCCACAUUGGGGGCGGAGUAAAGCAGUUGAGGGACAACUUAGGAAAGUUCUGUGAAGGCGCCAUUGAAGGUGCCAAAGCAAUAGCCGUUGUAGAGGGUGAGGCCACACCACGCAAGGACCCAGUCAAGCUCAAAUUCCCGGAUGCUUAUGGAGGGAAGAAGGAAGAGAACUUUGACAACUGGGAAGCCAGUGUCAAUAGUUAUAUAUAUCUACAGCACAUCCUGAUAGAGGAGCAUGUCCUCGUCGAUUUCCAGGCCCUCAAAGAUGAAGCGGACAGUUUCGCUAGGUCCCUUGCGCACGCAGCCGGUUGUGAGAACAACCUGAUUGCUUACUCUAAAGUUACCCCCCUUCCUCAAUUCCUCAAGCUCCUGAAGGAGCGAUUUGCUGACCCAACGAGAGGCGGUCGCGCCUCUGAUAAGCUGCAAAGAUUCACUCACGACAGUGGAGGAGUGCCAGGGCACUCAAGGGUCUUGGAGAAGUUGAGAGAGUCAAACUUCAAGCUCAACGCGAAGAAGUGCGAGUGGGCCAAGACACAAGUCCUGUACUUGGGCCACGUAUUAGACGGAGAUGGCAUUAAGCUAGAGGACAACAAGAUAGCGGCGAUUAGAGACUGGCCGAUGCCCCGCACAUUGACAGAGUUGCGGUCGUUCCUAGGCCUAGCUAAUUACUAUAGAAAGUUCGUGAGGAACUUUUCUACCAUCGCCGCUCCCCUGCGCAGGUUGCUUAAGAAAGAGGCAAUCUGGCAAUGGGACAAAGACUGUACGUCUGCGCUAAAGAGAUUGAAGCGCGCACUAAUAGAGUACCCUGUCCUCAAAGUAGCAGAUCCGUCCUUGCCAUUUGUCGUCACCACGGACGCAAGUCAGUAUGGGAUAGGCGCCGUGUUGCAGCAGGAUGACGGCAAUGGCUAUAGACCCGUAGAGUUCCUGUCCGCGAGGAUGCCCUCAGAGAAGGUAACCACCUCGACGUACGAGAGAGAACUCUACGCUCUCAGGCAGGCUCUAGACCACUGGAAGCAUUACCUGCUUGGGAGGCACUUCAAAGUGUAUUCUGAUCAUGAGACCCUUAGAUGGUUAAAGACCCAGGCCAAGAUGACACCUAAGCUAACUAGGUGGGCCGCUGAGAUAGACCAGUACGACUUUGAGCUCAAACCAGUAAAGGGCAAUUGUGCACUUGUCACCAUGGUUGACACCCGCAAUGGGAAGAGCACUAGCCCCUACACCCAGGAACAGCAAGAGAAGAUGGCCGCCUUAGUAAGAGAGAAUAAAGAGAGGAAAGAGCUUCUGAAACAGGCGAAGCUAAAGGCAAUCGCAGAGGAGCAGGCGACGAAGAUGAAGGAAUUGGAGAUGGAGAAAACUAAGAAGGAAUUGGAGGAGGAGAUGGAGAAAAAGAAGAAGGUUGUUGAAGAAGAAGCGGCAUCAGAAGCAGAAGAGGAGAGGAAACGCAGGGAAGUAAAAGGAGAGAGUAGUGGCACGGCGAAUGAGGACGCCGCAAUGGAGAAGAAAAUCAGCGAGUGGAUUGCUAAUUUAGCAUUGGGGGAAGAUGAGGAGGCACAGUUCUGUGUGCCACAGGAUGAGAGGGAUGCGUUAGCCCAGGAGCUAGCAGCAAUCUUGGACCCCCUGGAAAGGCAAGAAGUGGAGGAGGAAUUAGACUUCAUGCAGAGCACUCUAGACCAGAUCCUGGAUGUAUUGACGAGGCGAGGAUUCAGGCCACCAGCACAAUCGCCGUUGCCGUUAUCGGCGAUGUCAGGCCCCUUUCCAGUUCAAGCUGGUACACAGCCAAGUGGUACGUCUGCAGCAGUUGCACAGACUGUUGCAUCUUCUUCUUCGGGUCUAGCGGUGGGAGCUACACCACCGCAACAACCUGUUCCUCAACAGGGACAGCCCCAAGGUCAGUGGUACCCUAAGACCCCAAUGAAACCGCCUCUUGCCUUCUCAGGCGAGAGAAAGGACGAAGAGCUCAACACUUGGUUGAGGACAGUCCCGGUUUGGGUGAAGGCCAAGAGGACCUUGCUGGAGGACGAAGUGGUUACCGCUGCAUCUUAUCUCAAGGGUAAGGCUGCCAAAUGGCUAGAUGGUGUAGUUGUAAAAGCCAGGUACGGGCGACGCAUGGCGGACUGGGCUAAGUCUUUAACGUUAGACCAGUUCAUGGAGAUGGUAGAAGCUCGAUGGCAUAAUCCACAGGAGGCACAAAGAGCCACUGAUGCGAUUAACAAGUUAGACCAACGAAAGUUCAAGUCGGUUAGAGAGCUUACGACUACCGUUGAGAGUCUGAUCCUCGUUCCAGGCAUCAACUACAGUGACCAGUUCCUGUUAAUUGCGUUUGUUAGAUGUCUUCCAGAGAACAUCAGGAACUUGCUGGCCAGUGAGGCACGCGUCGAGUACCAUUCAUUUGAGACAUUGUCUAGGAAAGCCUUAGAUUUGGAGGCCACUCUAGGCAAUGCUCAACCCUCCCAGAUUGACACGAAGAAGAAGAGGAGUCCUCAGGAGUGGAAGAAGAAGGGGGCGAAGUUGAUGAUGGUUGAGUCCGAUGGGACUCAAACGGAAAUCGAUGAGCUCACUGACCUGAUGGACUACUCAGAGUACGACGGCGAGGAGACCGCUGAGGGUAGCACCCUCGCCGCAGUUGUAAAGGCUAAGGCAAGUGGCCGAGGGAAGGGCCAACCAAAGAAUCAAGGGAAGGCUGCCUCCAACCAGACCAAAGUGGCUGAUUGGGUGAAGGCAGGUCUUGAUCAAGACGUGUGGCGUGACCGCCGAGUGCGUGGCGCUUGUAUCAACUGCGGGGAAUACGGUCACUCGCAGUACAAGUGCCAGAACGCAAAGGACCGGGUAAGGCACCUUAGUAGACCCAUAGCAUUUACUUUGGCAAACAAGGAGCGCAUGAUUGUAACAGACUAUAUCAAGGACGUAGUCUGUACCUUCUCCUAUGGAGGAGGAGAACUUAAUCAUAAGAUUUCGUUCUUGGUAAGCGACGACUUACCAUUCUACAUGUUGUUAAGCAUGUACUACCUCCAAGUUGCUAAGCCCCAGUUCGACUGGGAUAAGAAGGUGCUCAAGCAUAAGUUGCCCGAUGGUCGAACUGUCAGAUUGACUAAGUUCAAGGCCAGUAGCAUUAUAGAUACAUAUGGCUGCUUGUGUGCAUCAGCAUUCUACAAUUACUAUAAGCAAAACCAAGAGGAAGGUAUGCACCUUGUGUAUGUCUCUGAGAAAGGGGAGGCCGUUAACACACCCCCAGAGAUAGAACGCGUCGUUGCUAAGUUCCCUGAUCUGUUCGAAGAGCCCACAGGAGUUGUUGAAAGGGAAGUUGUCCACGCUAUAGAAAUCAUUCCAGGGAGUAAAACCCCAAAGGGAAGGAUCUAUAGGAUGGCGCCUGCCGAGUUAGAUGAACUUCGGCGACAGCUCAAGGAGCUGACAGAAAAGGGAUGGAUUCGGCCUAGUACUUCCCCUUACGGAUCUCCCGUACUAUUCGUAUCGAAGAAGGGGGGUACUUUUAGGAUGUGCAUUGACUAUAGAGGCCUCAAUGCCAUCACUGUGAAGAAAGCAGAGCCUCUACCUCGCAUAGAUGACCUAUUGGAUAGGGUGCAGGGAUGCAAGUACUAUAGCAAGAUAGACUUGAAAUCCGGUUAUCAUCAUAUCGCAAUAAGGCUUGAGGACCAACACAAGACAGUUUUUCAGACUCGUUAUGGUCUGUAUGAGUUUGUAGUGAUGCCUUUUGGUCUUUGUAACGCGCCAGGAACAUUCCAGCACGCUAUGAAUCGGAUCUUCCAUGACCAUUUGGAUAAGUUUGUCGUUGUUUACCUUGACGACAUUCUGAUCUUUAGCAAGUCUGCCGAGGAGCACGCACAACACGUUGAGACUGUACUCUCACUCCUGCGACAACACAAGUAUAAGGUCAACUUAGAGAACUGUGAGUUUGGUCGCACUAAGAUACUAUACUUGGGUCAUGAAGUAUCCGCGGAGGGGAUUAGACCGGAAGAUGCGAAGGUGGCUAGUAUUCGAGACUGGCCACGACCUCAGACARUCACUGAGGUCAGAUCUUUCUUAGGAAUGUSCGGCUAUUAUAGGAACUUCGUCAAGAACUAUUCUACAGUCGCCUCUCCUUUGACUGAUCUAACUCGACUUGACACGCCGUGGGACUGGAGUGAUGAGUGCGAGGGUGCUUUCAAAAGAUUGAAGCAUGCACUCAUGAAUCAUGAGGUCCUCAUGGUUCCCGAUCCUCAGAAGCCAUUCAUAGUGACCACUGACGCAAGCCAAUACGGCAUUGGCGCAGUGCUGGCUCAGCAGGAUGGGAAGAAGUUGAGACCAAUUGAGUACAUAAGCAAGAAGAUGCCAUCAAAGAAGUUGGCAAAGUCCACCUACGAAAGGGAACUCUAUGCUCUAUAUAAAACACUUGUCCAUUGGAGACACUUCCUAUUGGGAAGGUUCUUCUACUUGAGGACUGAUCAUCAGACCCUCAAAUGGAUCAAGACUCAACCGGCUCUUUCUGACGCACUCAAGCGAUGGAUUGAGGUCAUAGACCAAUAUGACUUCAAGCUUGAGUAUCUGAAGGGAGAGUACAACAAGGUUGCAGAUGCACUAUCACGUAGAGCAGACUACCUAGGUGCGCUAGUUUCUGACUUUGGCGUAUUUGAUGAAGUAACUCAAUCAUUGGUGGGAGCCUAUCAGGAAGACCCUGUCACGAUGGACAUCAUGCGCAAACUUCAGGCAAAAGACAAGGCCACGGAAAGUGAGUUUGUGAUGGUGGACGGGUUACUCUAUCUUGAAAAGGCCGGAAUAAAAAGGUUAGUAGUUCCAUCUAGUGAACGUUUGCGUAGUUUGUUUUUAGGCGAAUGUCAUGACGCAACCGGACACUUUGGCUACAAGAAGACGAGUGCUAACCUAGUACAACGAUUUUGGUGGCCAGGAAUGUUAGAUGACGCAAAGAAGUACGUAGAGACCUGUCAGGUCUGUCAGCGAGACAAGCCGCGAACUCAAGCACCGCUUGGGUUGUUGAAGCCUUUGCCUAUUCCUACUGGUCCAGGACAGAGUGUCUCCAUGGAUUUCAUGGACACCUUGGUGACUAGUAAGAGUGGCAAGAGACACAUUUUCGUCAUCAUCGACCGAUUCACCAAGUAUGCUAGACUAGUUGCAAUGCCAGAGACGGCAAGGACUGGCCAUGUCAUCAAGUUGUUCACGGACAACUGGGUGUGUGAUGUUGGGUUACCAAAGACCAUCGUUAGUGACAGAGAUGUCCGCUUCACAACCCCUAUGAUUACAACUGAUGAUGAUGAUGAUGAUGAUAAUGAUGAUAGCGAUGAUGAUGGUGAUGCCGAUAAUGAUGAUGAUGAUGAUGUUGAUGAUAUUGAUGACGCACUGAUGAUGAUGAUCAUAAUAAUGAUGAUGUUGAUGGUGAUGUCAGCAAUGAUGAUGAUGAUGANUGAUGAUGAUGUUGAUGAUAUUGAUGACGCACUGAUGAUGAUGAUCAUAAUAAUGAUGAUGUUGAUGGUGAUCGCCACGUCAGCAAGUGCCAUGUCGCCAAGUUUCACAUCAGCAGGUGGCACGUCAGCAGCAGGGCCAAGGCAGCGGUACCGCAUCAGCCGACACAGUACAGCUAACCACAGCUUAUGUUCCGACGCAGCAAACGCAUCGCAGCACGCGAAGGGCGGGCAGCCGCAGCAGAACAGCAUCUCCCCUCUGAAAUGGAGGCACAAGGCAACCCCACCGUGGACAAUGCCGCAUCCGGCAGUCCACACACGGUGUGCAGAACGAACACAAUUGUCCCACAGGUCCAGCAGGGGAGUUCCACUGCAACACCUGCGGGAGCCCUCAACGCCACGCCAGUCCGGUAGCAGGGUGAGACCACGACGGCCUUCUUGGCCCGCCUGGCCACCUACAUACAACAAGUACAAGAGGAACAGCGACGUGAGGCGGCAGCCGAAGCCGGACGCCUCAACGCCAUUGCACGCGACUCGGAGCAACGGCGCCGGCAGCACGCUGAAGCAGCUGCCAAUCAUAACAAAGCUCGGCGAGAUGCCCGCAUCCAUCCUCAUGCAGCAGGAAGCCGCCCAUACCGCCGCUCUCCAAGCAUGGAAUUUCGAUCCGGCGGAGACGAACACGAAACCAACCAUGGAGGAACAGACCAAGUCAGCCCUCGCCAACAUCAUGCACCAAGUCAUCCUCACUUGUAACUGGCAACAAGUGGAGUUGGCUCGGCAGGCACAUGUCAUUUCUGACUGUGAGGAGACUCUCAAGAGUCUCCAUGCCCACCUUGACGUGCUGGAGAAGGAUGACGUGCCGCACAGGCACACGACAUCCUCAAGCAUCGAUCCAUCGAUCCGCGAGCUGGAGGAACGAAUGGAUCACCUGGUGGCGCUCGUCGGAAACGACCAUCAGCCAACAAAUGGCCACCCUACAAGCGGACCUGCGUCAGCUGCAGCAGCAACCAACCGGGACCUGCAACAGCAGGACGUCCAAACAAUACAAGAUGCCGAAGGUCUUACCCUGUGGUCCGAGAGUCAGUGUUCGGGUAAGUCAAGUGGUGAGGAGCGGGACUUCUUGUCGUGCACCAACACCACGAUGGACGACUACCCGGUGUAUGGGUUGCUGGUUGGGUUCUCCCUCUGGGGGACCCUCUGGCGUCUCCUCUUUCCUCUAGGAUUUUGGCAUACCUUUGCGUGUAGAGUAGGGCCCACUCGAGGUGGUACCGCCACCCAACCAUACACGAAGGAGGAGGAGGAGAAGAUGGCCGCCAUCCUGCAGGAGAGGAAGGAGAAGAAGGAGGCCAAGAAGAAGGCCUUGAAAGAGGAACAGGCGGCCAAACUAAAGAAGAUGGAGGAAGAGAUGGCCAGGGAGAAGGAGAGGCUGAUAAAGGAAGAAGAGGAGAAGCUGAAGGAGGUGGAUGAAGAGGAGGAGGGACCGCCACUGCAAAGGAGUGGGCAGCACAGUGGCGGCAAGGACGCAGAGAUGGAGAAACGGAUUUCGGAGUGGGUCGCCAACUUAUCCCUUGGUGAGGAGGAAGAGGUUGCUAUGUACAUCCCCAAGGAUGAGCAAGAAGCCGCCAUGAAGAAAUGGGAAGCAGAAGAAGAUGUUCUGACACGGCGGGCGAUGGAGGAUGAACAAAGGAUGGCGUGGAAGCUUGCAGUGAUGAGGGAGAAGAAGAGAAGAGUGGAGGCGGCGAAUGCGCCAAUGCAGGAACUGGAGGAGGUGAGGGCUGCCGUAACAACACAAUUGAUUCCGCAAGUGGAUCUCCAACGCGUCAAGGUGGCCGCUCCCAAGGAGGAGGAGGCCCGUCCUCGCAGGGAGCCGGUCAAAGUCAAAUUCCGUGAUUCCUACAGUGGGAAAAGGGAAGAGAACUUUGACAAUUGGGAGGCCAAUGUUAAGACUUAUGUGCAUCUGCAACAGGUAUCCCCGGAUCAGCAGGUCCGAAUUGCGAUCCACGUGCUUAGAGAUGAGGCCGCCAACUUUGCAAGGUCCCAAGUUUGCGCUGCCAACUGUAGUGACGACCCGGUAGCGUACUCCUCGUUCACAUCCCUCACCGAAUUCUUGAAGUUGUUACGCGAGCGAUUCGCUGAUGUUGCCCGUAGUGUCAAAGCCUCAGAUAGGCUUCAGACAAUACACUUGCGCCAAUGGAAGAGUGCAAGGGCACUCAAGGGCACAAUGGAUGAGUUAGUGGCUGUUCCGGACCACAAGGUCACAGAGACCCAGUUGGUCAACCACUUCUACCGGGCCAUGCCCGAAGUGCUGCGUGGUCACUUCUUUGACAAGAGUCAGGACCCUGCUAUGACUUAUGAUGUACUUAGCAGGAAAGUGGUCGCGUUCGAGGCGAAGUCUGCGUCUAUUUUCACUUUCUGGCACAAAGAUUUAGACAAAGGCAAAAAAGGAGUCCAGGCGUAUUUCCGCCUAGAGAAAGAUGGGAAAGUGGAGAAAGUCCUCCACUCCCUGACUCUCCUCAUAGAAGACAGCCUCCCGUUUGAUAUUGUGUUGGGAAUGGAUUGGGGAGAGGCAGUCGGGGCAACGCUCCAUCUGAAGGAGCACAAGUGUAGGCUCCCUAGUUCGUCAGGCGAGGCUAAGAUUGCCCGCUUGUUCCAUGUGUCAGGGGUAGAGAAUUCCUUGGCGCAUUGCUGCCUUAGUGCCCCCGCGUUCGCCAGACUGGUGGAGGAGGAGGGAUUGGAGGAACAGGUCUUUGUUGCCUAUGUUAGGCCAGUCACUGAGUCUAUGGAGGAGAAACUGAUGGACCCUGCAAUUGCCAAACUGCUGGAAGAGUUCAAGGAUCUAACCGAGCCGCCGAUAGGAGUAGUACCGCGGCCCAUCCAGCUCCGCAUUGAGAUAGAGCAUGGCAGUAGAACUCCUAAGGGCGCCGUGUACAAGAUGUCCCCACGGGAGUUAGAGGAACUUCGCAAGCAGUUAAACGAGCUCCUCGAGAAGGGUUGGAUUAGGCCCAGUUCGUCUCCUUUCGGAGCACCUGUCCUCUUUGUUCCUAAGAAAGAGGGAGAGCUGAGAAUGUGCAUAGACUAUAGGGGUCUGAAUGCGAUUACAGUGAAGAAUGCUGAGCCACUGCCAAGGAUAGACGAUCUUUUAGAUCGAGUGCAAGGGGCUAAGUAUUUCUCUAAGAUAGACUUAAAGUCUGGAUAUCAUCAGAUAGAGGUACACCCUGAUGAUCAAUAUAAGACAGCCUUCCGGACUAGGUACGGGCAUUAUGAGUUUAUAGUGAUGCCCUUUGGACUAACCAAUGCGCCAGCAACUUUUCAGCGGUGUAUGAAUGAUUUGUUUAGGCCGAGGUUAGACAGAUUCGUUGUAGUUUAUCUAGAUGAUAUCCUAGUGUUUAGCCGGACCCUCGAAGAGCAUCGGGGUCAUCUCAGGCAAGUCUUGGAGAAGCUGAGAGAAGCUAACUUCAAGAUCAAUGCAAAGAAGUGCGAUUGGGCGAAGACCCAAGUUUUGUAUCUAGGCCACGUCUUAGACGGAGACGGCGUUAAGCCAGAAGAUAGGAAGAUCCCAGCGAUUAGAGAUUGGCCCACGCCACGUACGCUGACAGAGAUGCGCUCGUUCCUGGGCUUAGCGAAUUACUACAGGAAGUUCGUAAGGAACUUCUCCACCAUCGCUGCGCCCCUUCGCAGAUUGCUGAGAAAAGAGACAAUCUGGAAGUGGGACAAGGACUGCACGUCCGCCAUGAAGAAGCUAAAGCAGGCGUUGAUAGAGUAUCCGGUCCUUAAGGUCGCCGAUCCGUCCUUGCCUUUUGUUGUUACUACGGAUGCUAGCCAGUACGGCAUAGGCGCAGUGUUACAGCAAGACGAUGGCAAUGGCUAUAGACCCGUAGAGUUCAUGUCCGCUAGGAUGCCUUCAGAGAAGGUUGCGACAUCUACCUAUGAGAGGGAACUCUACGCUCUCAGGCAAGCAUUAGACCACUUGAAGCACUACUUGCUUGGGAGGCACUUCAAAGUCUAUUCGGACCAUGAAACGUUACGGUGGUUAAAGACGCAGGCCAAGAUGACACCUAAGCUUACUAGGUGGGCCGCAGAAAUAGAUCAGUACGACUUUGAGCUCAAGCCUAUCAAAGGGAAGUAUAACGUAGUCUCGGAUGCUCUAAGUAGAAGGGCUGAUUACUUUGGAGCGAUAGUGCAUUAUCUUGAUAUAGGGAAGGACUUGCAUCAGAGGGUUAGAGAAGCGUACGCGCAGGACCCUAUCUAUAGUGACCUCCUUAAGAAAGUGAAAGAGGCCCCAGAGACUGAGCCGAACUACCGCACUACGGAAGGGUUAUUAUUUGAGAAGACUAAUGUCUUUGACCGCCUGUGCAUCCCCAAUAGCGAAGAGAUUCGUAGUCUGAUCUUGGGCGAAUGCCACGACACARAGGGUCAYUUUGGUUGGCAAAAGACUUUAGCCAAUUUAAUGCGCGCGUAUACCUGGCCAGGGAUGAAGAAUGACUGCGUAGAGUAUGUUCGCAGUUGUAAGGUUUGCGAGCGUAACAAAAGUUCUACGCGCGCCCCGUUAGGCCUUCUCAGACCCUUGCCCAUUCCGGACCAGCCGGGGGACUCAGUGUCUAUCGAUUUCAUGGACACUCAAGUCAAGAGCAGGCAUGGCAAGAGCCAGGUCAUGGUCAUAGUUGACCGAUUUAGUAAAUACGCAGUUUUUGUUCCUUUGCCUUUAGAGGCACGUACCGAUUUAGUCAUACAAAGGUUUUUUAACUGUUGGGUUAGUGAGAAUGGAAUCCCGCUAUCAAUAGUUAGCGAUAGAGAUAGUCGCUUCACCAGCCAGAACUGGCAAGAACUCGUGGGAGUAUAUGGAUCUAAGUUGUUGAUGUCGUUCGGCCGUCAUCCAGAGACUAACGGUCAGACCGAGCAGAUGAACAAGAUCCUACAGCAAGUUCUGCGCGUGUACAUUAGACCAGACCAGAUUAACAAGGAUGAGAUGUUGCCCAAAGUUGCUAAUGCGUACAAUAACAGCGUGCAUCUGUCUACAUGUCGCACUCCCAACCAACUGCACAAGUCCUUUAGACCGCGCAGACCGUUUGAGGGACUCAACCGGGAUCAGAUUCACAGAUUACCACCCGGGACCAGGGAGUUUGUUGUGCAGCACGAGAAAGAACUAGCUACUGUCGUAGAGAACCUCAGAAAAGCCCGGCAUAGGAUGAUAGAGCAAGCGAACAAACAUCGUCGCCCUUCGCAGUUUCAAGUAGGCGACUUUGUCUGGGUUAGUUCUAAAGAGUUUGCGCCGGAGGAGAACAUCUCGCAGAAGUUACUGCCGACAUAUAGAGGACCGUGGCCUGUUCAGGAAGUCAAGGGCGGCGAAGAUGGACCGUCCUACACAAUAGAAAACUACCAGCACACCUCCACACAGCGGAAUGGUGAUGGAAGCGAGGCACCGAAGAAACCAAGAGUUUGGUCACGAGUUUGCGAUGGUGCAGAGUUGGUUACUGGGCAGGUGGCAGGGUUACAGCUGAGCACAAAGCACCCCCGGCACAAGGAUGGUUGCAGUUGCAUUGUCUGCAUUCAGCCACCAAGCGGGCAGGGCCCAAAGCAUAAACCGCACUGCCAGUGUGCAGUAUGCUCAACAGUGAGAAGGAGGUUCAAGACGUUGAUGUCAAGGAAAAAAAAGCUCUGUCAACAGCCAACACAAGUGCCCACUCAGAAAAGGAAGCAGGUGCGGAGCGAAAGGCUGAGAGCAGAGAGAGUUUCUGCCAGUCGCAGGGUGGCCAUGAAUCGUCCUGGCAGUGUCCAUGCAGUGGAAUCGAGUGCCAAAGAUGUUACGCUCACGGUGGGAAGAGUUGCAGGCAAGGUGAAGACACCUUUGGCAAUACAUCCACCGAGUGUGAGGCACUGUGCCUCUGCAGAUGGUUUGCUGGAAACCUUGGCUGAUUAUAGCCAGGGACUCCUUGCAAGUAUGCGUAGUCGACAACCUGGUUGUAUCAAUACAGUGAAUGCAAAGAUCUGCAAGGAUAACAGCCGAGCUGCAACGAUAUCAUCUCCCAGUGAAAUGAAAGAAAUGGCAAUCUCGAUCUGGAGUCUGCAGAGUGGAGGAGGUGCAGCGGCUGCUACCACAGUUGGAGCUCAUGCAUCUGGAAAGGUUGGCAGCAGCAGCCCAUAUGGGCCUAGCACUGAUUAUGCAGUCCACGCACCUGAUGGUGGAAGCGUAGGCAGUUCAGCUCGAAUUGGUGUUCCAUCAGGCACAGUGUCGAUUUCAUCCGGGACACUUUCUUGUGGUAGAGGCAUUGUUUCAGCUCUUGCUGCUCCCAGUGUCAGUGCAGGUGGUUGUCGUUCCAGUGAUGGCAAUGGAGCUAUGCAGAGGAGUGAGCGUUGCCUCAUCGACCUGAAUGAGCAGCCUGCCACUGAGUCUUCCCCAGCUGAUCAAGAACAUAGUUCAUGCCUUGUUUUGGAAGAAGCAGACCUCGACGCGGGCGAUUGUCAGCAAAUGACUCCAAGCAAGGAGUUGAGUGCCUUUCUGACUUCCCCAGCACAUGGAGCAGAUGGGGAUGCACAAUUGCCAACCCAACCCACGGAACAUGAGAAACCGAUGGCAGUAGAUGGAGGAGGAGAUGCUGUGGGAGGUGGCGAAGCAGGUGACGCGGGGAAGCCAGGAGGAGGCGGUUCUCGUGAUGGGAGCGAAGGUGGCAGUAGGAGCGUCGUCAACGGCUGUCAUGUAGGCAGUGGUGAUAUUGAUGUCGGAGAAGUUGGAGCACGGGCUGAGGACACUGUUGCAGGUACGCAGCAGUCCAGUCUACACUCUCUGCCACAACAGAAUGGCAUGGCACCUCAGUCAGGUUUUGCAGAGGAAGAUCAAGCCUUCGUAGGGGAUGAGGCUCGCCUCUGUAGGAAGGAAAACCUGCCACCGGCAAAGCAUAUGAAUGGAACAAGUCAGAAUGGGGUGGCAAGGUCGGAGCCAGAAGUUAACGGGUUGUCUAUGGCGAUGCUGAAGGACUGGGCAAGUGAGUCCGUGGAUGGUGUGAUGGGGUUGUCCAUCACAAUGCUGAAGGACAGGACCAGUGGGUCGAUGGACGGUGUGAGGUCAGGCAUGUCUGAAGACUUUCCCGAGUCCCAGCUGCUUCACCAGGCAGACAGCUCAGCCACUGGGGGUGCCCAGGUGGGUGUUUCUAAGAAGAAACUUGGUGUGGGAAAGGGAAAGCAGAUGUGCAAUGGCUGCGGCGAUGUUGUAGGCUCUGCUGCAAAGGUAAGCACAAACUUUGAAGAACCCUUUGUGUAGUCUAGGCGCAAUAGAACUUUGAAUUGUCUGACUACCGGGAUGGAUUCUCUGUAUCAGGCAGUGUAAGAUAACCGAAAGAAGAUUAGCAUGGCCCCUGCACAAGGAUGACAUGCAUAAAUCGUCCGAAUUAAAAAAAUGAAAAUCAAAACCAAACAGAACAAAAAGAUAACCAAAAG
This is a messenger RNA of Chara braunii, 13491 nucleotides long. The record is from the annotation of a GenBank genome assembly. NCBI's taxonomy places the organism in Eukaryota, Viridiplantae, Streptophyta, Charophyceae, Charales, Characeae.